UUUUAGAGAAUCAAUCAGUUCUGUUACAAACGGCAACAAACGUGUUCUGAAAUUAUGGCGCUUCUCGUGAGAUUUGUUAAAUGGGAGGCGCAAUUUGCUGCAAGGACUUACAGCAGUAGCGUACCGACAGUUAAGAUGUACAUUGAUGGCCAGUUCGUAGAUUCAAAGGCCACACAAUUUACCGACGUGCAUAAUCCAGCAACGAACGAGCUGCUAUGUCGCACGCCAAAAUGCACGAAAGAAGAAAUGGAAAUGGCCGUGACAAGCGCGAAGAAAGCUUACGAAAAAUGGAAAAAUACCAGCGUACUCACUAGGCAAACUUUGAUGUUCAAGUACCAAGCACUUAUACGCGAGCACUCGAAAGAAAUUGCAAAGAAUUUAGUGAACGAAAAUGGAAAAACAAUGGCUGAUGCUGAAGGAGACGUUCUUCGAGGACUUCAGGUGGUCGACGCAUGUGCCGCAAUUCCUUCUCUGCAAAUGGGCGAGAGCACGCCAAACAUCGCAACCGAUAUGGACAUAAUUUCCUACAAAGUUCCGCUCGGUGUAACUGCCUCCAUCUGUCCGUUCAAUUUUCCCGCGAUGAUACCUCUUUGGUCGUUUCCUGUGUCGGUCGCCUGUGGAAACGCGACAAUUUUGAAGCCGUCAGAGCGUGUGCCAGGGGCCUCGAUGAUCCUGGCCGAUCUGUUUACCAAGGCCGGUGCUCCGCCUGGACUGUUGAAUGUUAUCCACGGUCAACAUGCCGCCGUUGAUUUUAUCUGCGAACAUCCGGACAUCAAGGCGGUUUCUUUCGUCGGUUCCGAUCAAGCGGGAAAAUACAUCUACAAACAGAGUAGCAUGCACGGAAAACGCGUACAGUGCAAUAUGGGAGCGAAGAAUCAUUGCGUCGUGUUGCCGGAUGCGAAUAGAAACAAAACUCUUUCUCAAAUCGUGGGCGCUAGUUUUGGAGCUGCGGGCCAAAGAUGCAUGGCCCUUUCGGUUGCCAUAUUCGUGGGUAAAUCGAAGGACUGGGUACCAGAAUUAGUAGAGGCUGCGAAGAGAUUGAAGGUGAACGCUGGACACGUACCUGACACCGACCUUGGACCAGUUAUAUCGCCCCAGUCGAAACAGAGGAUAUGCGAUCUGAUCGAAUCUGGGGUGAAAGAAGGCGCCACGUUGGCUCUCGAUGGUAGAGGACUCGUUGUGCAAGGCUUUGAGAAAGGAAAUUUCGUUGGGCCAACUGUACUCACGAACGUCAAGCCGUCAAUGCAAUGUUACACAGAGGAAAUCUUUGGGCCAGUUCUUUCGUGUGUUUACGCGGACACAUUGGACGAAGCAAUCGACAUUAUUAACAGAAAUCCUUAUGGAAACGGAACUGCUGUAUUCACUACAAAUGGUGCUACAGCAAGAGCAUUUAUAAACAGAAUCGAAGCUGGUCAGGUUGGCGUAAAUGUUCCUAUUCCGGUACCACUACCAAUGUUUAGUUUUACGGGAAACAAGGGAUCCUUCUUGGGUGAUAGUCAUUUCUACGGAAAACAUGGCAUAAACUUCCACACGCAAGUGAAAACGAUAACGCAACUGUGGAGAUCUGGAGAUGCUGGUGACAUCGCAUCCUCAACAGCGAUGCCAACUAUGCAAUAA
Molecule: messenger RNA, 1617 nt
Organism: Habropoda laboriosa
Lineage: Eukaryota; Metazoa; Arthropoda; Insecta; Hymenoptera; Apidae
Product: probable methylmalonate-semialdehyde dehydrogenase [acylating], mitochondrial
Exons: 8
Coding region: 55-1617 (520 amino acids)
Biological process (GO): L-valine catabolic process; thymine catabolic process
Cellular component (GO): mitochondrion
Molecular function (GO): malonate-semialdehyde dehydrogenase (acetylating, [NAD(P)+]) activity; methylmalonate-semialdehyde dehydrogenase (acylating, NAD+) activity
Source: RefSeq, a predicted model, not a curated record